AAUCAUUCUAGCGCCAGCACCCGCUUCGCAAAAUGACUGCCCAAUUGGACGAAUUCAGAGGCCUUGAGUGGGUGGAAAUCAGGGGAUUCGGCAUGGAACCGCAGUGGACCGUUGAGCCAGACCUGGACGCGAUCAAACGUACAAUCGAGGAAAUCAAACCUUCGCAGGAGAUUGAGGUGAAUUUCAUGGUACAGGGCGCUUUCAACAAGAUAUAUGCCGUUAAGGCUGGGGAUGAGACCUUCAUCAUGCGAGUUUCCUUGCCUAUCGAUCCCAGGUACAAGACGCUGAGUGAGAUCGCCACGCUGAAUUGGAUCAGCGAAAACACGUCCCUGCCCGUACCUCAAGUCAUCGACUAUCAGCCAGAGCGAGAAACAAGCGCGGUGAACUUUGAGUGGAUCCUCAUGACCAGGCUUCCUGGGAAACCAUUGGCGGACAUGUGGAAAACGAUGCAGUAUACGGCGAAAAAGCAGCUUGUGCAACAGAUUGCGAUGUAUUCCGCCUCUGUUUUCCGUCAACAUUUUCACUCCAUUGGAAACCUCUUCCCGGAUUCAGGCAACCAGAUUGGAAGAAUAGUCUCGCUGAGUUUCUUUUACGGCGACCAUAUCCGUCAGGACAUAUACCGUGGGCCGUUCGAAACAAGCCGAGACUGGCUCGCCGCUCGUCUGUCUCUACACGAACACGAUUGCAGAUCCAUCUUAGGAAUACUUGGAAGACAAGAAGAGCUGAGCAGCGACGAGGAAGCGGAGAAGGAAGACGCAGAACGCACACUGGGGAUUAUCGAGAGACUUCGGACUCAGCUUGAUCGUGUCUUUCCAUCUACGACCGACAGUCCUGAGCCUACCGUACUUCUUCAUGAUGACCUUUCCCAGAACAAUAUUCUGGUCGAUGAGAAUGGCAAGCUCACUGGUGUCGUUGGCUGGGAAUGUGUCUCCGCCUUGCCUCUGUGGAAGGCAUGUUCCUAUCCCGCUUUUCUUCAAGGGCCCACGCGAAAUAAUCCCCUUGACCUCCGCAGAUACGAUAUUCAUGAUCCAGAUACGUUGUACUGGGAGCAUCUGGAGCACUAUGAGAAGACGAUGUUGCGACAGUAUUUCCUCGAUGAGAUGCGCAGACUGGAGCCCAAGUGGAUCGAGAAAUUUAAUGCGACCCAAGUCAAGCGGGACUUCGAUGAAGCGGUGCUCUUCUGCGAUGAUGGUUUUGCGGCUGGGGACAUCAAGACUUGGCUUGAUGAGCUUGCGACGGCGGAGGAACCCAUGAACGUGCGCAGCAUUAAGGAAAUCAAUGAGUCACGUUGGGCAGUCCAUUAA
Westerdykella ornata is the source of this 1304-nucleotide messenger RNA. Its product is annotated as kinase-like protein. The transcript has a single exon. The coding region runs from base 33 to 1304 and encodes 423 amino acids. The record is from RefSeq and is a predicted model, not a curated record. NCBI's taxonomy places the organism in Eukaryota, Fungi, Ascomycota, Dothideomycetes, Pleosporales, Sporormiaceae.